AUGUCUGUGAGAACUCUCCCCCUGGUUUUCAUUAAUCUUGGUGGGGAGAUGAUUUACAUACUGGACCAACGCCUGCAAGCUCCCAACACGUCUGAUGACAAUUCAGAGAAAGGAGUGUGGUCAGAAAACGACAGAAAAAGAGUUAUGAAUGACAUCGUGGGAACCAUGUUUAGCAAAGCAUUCAUCGAUGAACUUCUCAAACCUCAGCAGCUGUAUUCUCACAGGACACUGAAGACUGUGCUGACUCGCUUAGCACACGCCUCCAUCAUGAGGUUGAACCCCGCCAGCAUGGAUAGGCUUUACGAGCUGAUGGUUAUGGCGUUCAAAUACCAAGUCUUCCUUUGUCCACGGCCAAAAGACUUGCUGCUCAUCUCAUACAACCACAUAGACACCAUCAGGGAAUUUGUCAAAGAUACUCCGGUGGUCGUGAAUCAAGUGGACGAGACACAUAGGAAGAUAAUUGAGGUAUACUCAUCAUUAUCAGAAGGUGAAUUCCAGCUUCUCAGACAAACUCUGCUCAUAUUUUUUCAAGACAUGCAUGUUCGCGUGUCACUUUUCCUCAAGAAUAAAGUCCAGAAUCCCAACGGACGUUUUGCCCUUUCGACCUCAGGUCCAGUGCCUCAUGGCAUAGAUGUCCCAGGGUUAAUUAGGACGUUCAACACUAAGGGCAAAGAAGUGAGACGUAGCCAGUUCCCCACUGGAGGAAGUUACAGCAGCGCCAUCAGAGAGGGAUGUUUUGAGCUGCAUGGAGACAGAGUCAUCAGACUGGGCAGGAACAUGUACACGGUGAACCAUCCCGAGGAAACACACACAUCCAAGUCUAUAAAACAUAUUGCUACCUGGCUGCAGACAAACGACACCCCCAACCUGCUGGCCAAGGAGGAGCUGAACCUGCUGGCUCGUCUGAUGGGCAGCGUGAAGGCUGAGAACAAGCCCAAAGCUGAGACGGGCUUCAGGAUCAACCUGUUCACUACAGACGAAGAGGAGGAGGAGGCGGGGGACAUCAGUGGAGCUGAGCAGUCCAUGUUUGGAGUGAUCAGUAUUCAGGCGAUGAAGGACGAACAGGCUGCCUCUGAGCUGGCUCGAAUCGCCGGACAGUUCACAGAACAAGAACAGCCUGAAACCCUCGGCUGUAGCAAAGGAGACGACCUGCUGGCCAUGAUGGAUGACCUCUGA
This is a messenger RNA of Paralichthys olivaceus (Japanese flounder), 1176 nucleotides long. The record is from RefSeq and is a predicted model, not a curated record. NCBI's taxonomy places the organism in Eukaryota, Metazoa, Chordata, Actinopteri, Pleuronectiformes, Paralichthyidae.